This is a messenger RNA of Aspergillus steynii IBT 23096, 4422 nucleotides long. RefSeq lists its product as uncharacterized. Gene Ontology annotation, molecular function: double-stranded RNA binding; ribosomal large subunit binding; tRNA binding. Bases 49 to 4422 code for a protein of 1457 amino acids. Gene Ontology annotation, cellular component: RQC complex. The transcript is spliced from 11 exons. Gene Ontology annotation, biological process: ribosome-associated ubiquitin-dependent protein catabolic process; rescue of stalled cytosolic ribosome. The record is from RefSeq and is a predicted model, not a curated record. NCBI's taxonomy places the organism in Eukaryota, Fungi, Ascomycota, Eurotiomycetes, Eurotiales, Aspergillaceae.
CCAGGAUCCGCUUUGAUCUAGACUGGCUUCCGCGCAACAAAUCAGAAGAUGAAGCAGAGAUUCUCGUCCCUGGACGUCAAGGUCAUCUCCCAGGAACUGGCCUCGGAGCUGGUCAAUCUCCGAGUGUCGAACAUUUACGAUCUCUCAUCGCGAAUCUUCCUGUUCAAACUCGCCAAACCCGACCACCGCAAACAGCUCAUCGUCGACUCCGGCUUCCGAUGCCAUGUCACCCAGUACUCGCGAACGACGGCCACGGCGCCCUCGCAGUUCGUGACGCGGUUGCGCAAGUUCCUCAAGACCCGUCGCAUCACCUCCAUCAAGCAGAUCGGCACGGAUCGCGUCAUCGACAUCUCCUUCAGCGAUGACACCUACCACAUGUUCCUGGAGUUUUUCGCCGGCGGGAACAUCAUCGUCACCGACCGCGAGCACAACAUGCUGGCGGUCUUCCGCCAGGUCUCGGCCGCAGAGGGGGAGGAGGCCCGCGUCGGCUUGAAGUACAACGUGACGAACAAGCAGAACUACAACGGGGUUCCGGCGAUCACGAUCGACCGGAUUCGCGACACGGUGGAGAAAGCGAAGGCGUUGUUCUCCCGGGAAGACGGAGCGCCGAAGAAGUCGAAGAAAAAGAAUGCCGACGUGCUCCGGAAGGCUCUGUCGCAGGGAUUCCCCGAGUACCCGCCGCUCUUGCUCGACCACGCUUUUGCUGCUAGGGGAGUGGACCCUGCAACGCCGCUGGAUCAAGUUCUGCAGGAUGAAGAUUUGUUGAAGAAGGUGGAGGGCGUCUUGAAGGAGGCGGAGGGAGAGACUACCCGGCUGUCUGCUCAACAAAACCAUCCUGGGUAUAUUGUCGCGCGACCGGAUGCGCGAUCUAAGGCUCAGCAGAACGCUGAAGGAGAGACGCCUUCCGACAAGCCCAGCCUUCUGUACGAAGACUUCCAUCCUUUUAAACCCCAGCAGUUUGAAGAGAAGCCGGGCGUCACCAUCCUGGAAUUCCCGUCGCUGAAUGCGACGGUGGACGAGUACUUCUCGUCGAUCGAGACACAGAAGCUUGAGUCACGGCUCACGGAACGAGAAGAAACGGCGAAACGAAAGCUCGAGGCAGUGAGACAGGAGCACGAGAAACGGAUCGGGGCGCUGAAGGAAACGCAAGAUCUGCAUAUCCGCAAGGCCGGCGCUAUCGAGGACAACGUGUAUCGGGUUCAAGAGGCAAUGGAUGCAGUGAACGGCUUGAUCGCACAGGGUAUGGACUGGGUGGAGAUCGCUCGCCUAAUCGAGAUGGAACAGGGCAGAGGAAACCCCGUCGCGCAAAUCAUUAAGUUGCCCUUGAAGUUGUACGAGAAUACAAUCACCCUGCUCCUCGGAGAAGCCGGAGACGAACAGGAGGAAGAGGACCAUGGGUUAUUCUCCAGCGACGAGUCCGAAUCAGACGAGGAGAGCGAGGAGGCCCCGAAUGCGCGCUCAGCAUCGGAACAGUUGACCAUUGAUAUUGACCUCAGUCUUUCGCCGUGGGCAAAUGCCACGCAGUACUAUGAUCAAAAGAAAAUGGCAGCGGUUAAAGAGCAGAGAACGACGCAGUCUUCUGCUAAGGCACUGAAGAGCCACGAGAAGAAGGUCACCCAAGAUCUCAAAAAGGGCCUCAAGCAGGAAAAGCAGGUCCUUCACUUUGCCAGAAAGCCCUUCUGGUUUGAGAAGUUUCUCUUUUUCAUUUCGUCUGAGGGCUACUUGGUUUUGGGUGGCCGUGAUGCUAUGCAGAGCGAGAUUCUCUACCGUCGCCAUUUGAAGAAGGGCGAUAUCUUCGUGCAUGCAGACCUCGAAGGUGCUAGACCCAUGAUCGUCAAGAAUAGGUCGACUGCUUCGAACUCCCCUAUCCCACCCAGCACUUUGUCUCAAGCAGGAAACCUCUGCGUUGCCACAUCAAGUUCUUGGGAAUCGAAAGCCAUCAUGUCCGCAUACUGGGCCAACGCCAACCAGGUUACCAAGACUGCCGAAGCUGGUGGCCUGCUGCCGACGGGUGAAUUCUUGAUCAAGGGAGAGAAGAACUUCCUUGCUCCCUCGCAGCUGGUGUUAGGCUUUGCAGUGAUGUUCCAGAUCAGCAAGGAGAGCCUUCGCAACCACAAAUUAGCCAUAUUCGAUGAAACUGCCUCUUCGGAGCCGGCUGAUGGAGAAACCGGGGAAGCUAAACAAGGCUCGUCUGAGCCUGUUGCCGACCAUGUGUCAGAGGAGGCUGAAGAUGCCGAGCUGAACGACGACAUCGAUGGGAAAGCAGCAGAAGAGGAUGGUGAAACCGCGGAGAAGGACGAGGAAGAGGGAGAUGAAGCCGGGACAGAGGCGCCUGAAGAAAGCCUGGAAGCCUGGAAUGGAGGAAGAUCCCAGGAUACGAAGCACCUCUCUGCCCGGGAACGACGCCAGCUGAGACAAGGGAGGCAAAUCGAAUCGGCCGAGCCCAUUCCCAAGAAAGAAAAACAACCCGUUACUCGCGGCAAGAAGGCAAAGGCAAAGAAGGCCGCUGCCAAGUACGCCGACCAGGAUGACGAGGAGCGCGAAUUGGCUCUUCGGCUCCUGGGUGCCAACAAGGCGAAGGCUGCGAAGGCCGAAGCGGCCGCCGAGGCCAAGGAGAAGCGUGACCGAGAAGCCGAAGCGCAGAAGAAGCGCCGCAAGGCCCAGCAUGAACGUGCUGCUGAGGCCGAAAAACGACGACAGGCCAUGUUUGAGGAGGGAGCUGGCGAUGACUACGACGAGGAAACGGCCGCUGCGGAGGCUGCGGAUCUGGACUGGAUUCCGGCACUGGUUGGAACGCCUCAUCCUGAUGACGAGAUCCUUGCAGCCAUCGCCUACCGAACUAAGCUGCAGCCGGGCUCGGUCAAGAAGGGGAAGGCAACCACCACCGGAAAGGUCAAGAAGGAGCAUGCUGAGGAUGCAGGCAUCCCCAGAGGAGAGCUCCUCAAGACAUGGAAAGACACUGAGAUCAUCAACUCGGUUCCUGUUGGCAAAGGGAAGGGCAAAGGUGGUGGUGGAGGAGGAGGAGGAGGUGGUGGUGGUGGCAACAAAGGCGAUACCCAACAGCCCUCUCCCCCCCACUUGGCCUCAUAUUCGUUUUUUACGACUUCUACUCGCACGAUGGCGCCCAAGGAGACGACUCGGAUUCUGUCGGUCCGCCGACUCAACCAGGAGGGACCCGGAAACAAGUCGCUCGCCGAGUGGUGGGACAGUGAACGCAGCAACAAGACGCCCGAAGCCGCCGCGAUCGAGGAGGCCGCCGACCUUCUGCGCACGAGCGAUAUCCCCGUGGCGUUCCCCACGGAGACGGUAUACGGACUCGGCGCAGACGCGACCCGCAGCGAUGCCGUGCAGGGGAUCUACAGGGCCAAGCAGAGGCCCUCGGACAACCCGUUGAUCAUCCACGUGGACUCGCUGGACAUGCUGGAGCGAAUCCUGAACCCCGUGCAAGCCAGCCCGACGCGCUUGACUAGGACAGCGAAGAACUCGAUACCCACCAUCUACCAUGCCCUGAUCGACCGGUUCUGGCCGGGCCCGUUGACUAUCCUUUUGCCGAACCCGUCGGGCUCGCCGCUCGCGAAGGAGGUCACCUCCAACUUGACGACGUUUGGCGUGCGCAUGCCCUCGUCGCCGCUGGCGCGCUUGCUGAUCCACGCCACGGACCGUCCCCUGGCUGCUCCGUCGGCGAAUGCGUCGACUAAGCCUUCGCCGACUAGUGCGGAGCAUGUGUGUCAUGACCUGGAGGGUCGGAUUGAGCUGAUUCUCGACGGGGGGUCCUGCGGAGUCGGCGUGGAGAGUACGGUGGUGGACGGGCUGUCGGAUCCGCCUGCGAUCCUACGACCGGGUGGUAUCGGCAUCGAGGAGCUGCGGACGUGUGCUGGAUGGGAGAAUGUACAGGUUGGAUACAAUGACGGGAGUCUGGAGGUGAAGGAGGUCCCCAGGGCGCCUGGCAUGAAGUACCGACACUAUUCGCCCAAGGCGCGCGUGGUGCUCUUCGAAGCCGACUCCAACGAACAGGCCGUGUCGCAGCACAUUCGAAAGGACCUGGAAGACACCGCGAUCGGCGCACAUAUGAUUGGAAUCCUACGCACUCGGAACUGGAAGCGGGGACUGGGAUUACUGUCAAACGAGGAGAUCGAGAAGACGCUGAAGCCGAUUCCUUCCUUGGUCGACGAUCUGGUGGGAUUCUCGGCCCCCGUGAACGACCGCAUCAACGGAUGUCUUGCGGCCAAGGAGACCUUCGACUGCCAUCUGGGGUCGGAUGUCGAGUCGAUUGCGCGCCGGCUGUUUUCGGCACUGCGGGCGAUGGACGAAAUGGAGGUGGAUGUCAUCUACGUAGAGGGAAUCUCGGACCAGAGCGGCGACCUUGCAGCGGCGGUCAUGAACCGACUGCGCAAGGCUGCUGGAGCCGAACUUCGAGUAUGA